UAAGAAUUUCUAACCUUAAAGUGGCGAAUAAUACAGUUUUUUUUAACCGUUUUUGGGGGUUGAAAAUAUUUUCGCUACGAAUGCCAUUCAAAACAAAUAUCGAAAGCCGCGAAAAAAAUCAAUGAAUAUUUGUAGCAAAACAAAAACGAAAACGUGAUUAUCGAGAAUGCUUUAACACAUAAAUGUGAGCAGCGCAUGAAAGCAAGACAAAACAAGAACAAAAAUAAAAAAAGCAAUCAAUCUCAACUGAAUUUAAUUUUGAACGUAACACAAUUCUAGGCAAAUUUUUUGAUACCAGUCUUCGCAUAAACGUGCAGCGGUUUGGAUGUGCAUAGAUUGGUUGAAAAAUGACUGAAUAUGAUUUACAAUCGCCCACUAGUGAAGUAGUUUUACUGACGCCUAGCAAUCAAAAUCCACCGGUGUUGGGUAUGAACGGAGAUGAUAAUACACCCAGCGGUAGUGGAGCUAACAAACAGCGUGAAGGAUCUGCAGAAUCUAACGAUAGCAGGGUGCGUAUGAAGAAGCAACUUGGGCUGUUAGAGGGUGUUGCGAUUAUAUUGGGUGUUAUAUUUGGUUCGGGCAUCUUCAUAUCUCCGAAAGGUGUGAUACGUGAGGUUGACGCUGUCGGUACAUCGCUUGUGAUAUGGGUUCUAUCAGGCUUACUAUCGAUGAUUGGCGCUUUAUGCUAUGCUGAACUUGGUACCGCCAUACCAAAAUCUGGUGGAGAUUAUGCUUAUAUACUUGAGGCUUAUGGUUCAUUACCGGCAUUUCUCUAUCUCUGGGAUGCGAUGAUGAUAUUUGUUCCAACAACUAAUGCGAUUAUGGGUCUAACGUUCGCUUCAUAUGUCUUACAACCAUUUUUUGAGAAUAAUUGUAAGAUACCAGAGGCGGCCCUUCAACUUUUAGCCGCAGUUACUAUAUGUUUUUUAACGUAUCUAAACUCCUCAUACAUGAAAGUGACAACUAAAAUGCAAAAUGUUAUUAUGUUUACAAAAAUUGCAGCGCUUGUAUUAAUUAUUUUAGUUGGAUUGGUUUGGAUGUGUAUGGGUAAUGUGGAGAAUUUUAAAAGACCCUUUGAAGAUACCGAAACCGAUCCUGGAAAAAUUGCAGUUGCAUUUUACUCGGGCAUUUUCUCUUAUGCCGGUUGGAAUUACUUAAACUUUAUGACAGAAGAAUUGCGAGAUCCAUAUAAAAAUUUGCCACGUGCCAUAUAUAUAUCACUACCCUUAGUGACUGGCAUUUAUGUAUUGGCGAAUACCGCAUAUUUGGCGGUAUUGACACCGCAACAAAUGAUUGCUUCAAAGGCUAUUGCUGUGACUUUUGGAAAUAAAGUAUUGGGUGCAUUUUCUUUUAUUAUCCCAAUAUUAGUGGCUAUAUCCGCUUUUGGAGGCUUAUCAGUGCACAUAAUGACUACCUCCCGUAUGUGUUUCGUAGGUGCACGUAAUGGACACAUGCCAGCACUUUUAUCACAAAUAAGCGUUAAAAAGUUCACACCAUUACCUUCCUUGGUUUUUAUGUGUGUGUUGUCACUAAUCAUGCUUGUCGUAAGUGACGUUUAUGUACUUAUCACAUAUAGUAGCAUUGUGGAAUCUUUCUUUAUCAUGCUCUCCGUAUCCGCGGUACUAUACUUCCGCUAUACACGUCCUAACAUGGAGCGCCCAAUUGUGGUUUCUUUGUGGAUACCGAUCGUCUUUGUCAUAAUAUGUGCUUUCUUAAUAGUUGUGCCAAUAUUUGCAGCACCCUACGAAGUAUUUAUGGGUGUACUCAUUACCGCAAUUGGCAUACCAUUUUAUUAUGUAGGCGUUGUUUGGAGAAAUAAACCUGUUUGGCUAAUUAAACUUAUAAGCUCGCUGACCUAUACUUGUCAAAAAUUAUUUUUAUCUGCAAGAGAAGAUAAAAGUGACUGAAUAUUGUUAAAAUAUUUAUUAAAAUAUUUUUUUGUUUUUUGUUUUUCUUGUUCCUUUCAUAUU
Molecule: messenger RNA, 1970 nt
Organism: Teleopsis dalmanni
Lineage: Eukaryota; Metazoa; Arthropoda; Insecta; Diptera; Diopsidae
Product: Y+L amino acid transporter 2-like
Exons: 7
Coding region: 348-1907 (519 amino acids)
Biological process (GO): amino acid transmembrane transport
Cellular component (GO): membrane
Molecular function (GO): L-amino acid transmembrane transporter activity
Source: RefSeq, a predicted model, not a curated record